CCCCGCUCCCCCCCUCCGCGCGCGUCAUUCCCACAAUCCCUUUCGGGAAGCUGCGCCGUCGUGCCGGCCGGGGGGCUGCUCAAGAUGGCUGCCGACAGUGAGCCCGAGUCCGAAGUGUUUGAAAUCACAGACUUCACCACCGCCUCCGAGUGGGAAAGGUUUAUUUCCAGAGUUGAGGAAGUUUUGAAUGACUGGAAACUUAUUGGUGUUUCAUCAGGCAAAUCUUUGGAAAAGAGUAUAUUUACCACUGGAACAUGGGAGGAGAAAUCAGAUGAGAUUGCUUUUGCUGAUUUCCGAUUCUCAGUGACACAUCAUUAUCUUGUGGAAGACUCUAAUGGCAAGGAUGCAAAGGAGGAACAGGGAGAAGCCACUCCUCCAAACAAAAGAGCAAACAAAAAUGAAUUUCUCAUGACUAAAAGCUCAAAAAAGCAACAUCUGGACAUCACUGGAAAAGUUUCAGCAAAUGCUCUUCCAGUUGCUAUGCAAGAUCUUCUGUGUAUGAACAAUGAUUUUCCUCCCAGAGCACAUUGUCUAGUGAGAUGGUAUGGUUUACGUGAAUUUGUAGUUAUUGCACCAGCAGCAAAUAAUGAUGCAGUUCUUAGUGAAUCCAAAUGUAAUCUCCUUCUGAGUUCGGUUUCUAUUGCAUUGGGGAACACAGGCUGCCAGGUGCCAGUUUUUGUGCAAAUACAUCACAAAUGGCGAAGAAUGUAUGUUGGAGAGUGUCAGGGUCCUGGAGUCAGGACAGAUUUUGAAAUGGUCCAUCUUCGCAAAGUACCAAGCCAGUAUACUCAUGUAUCAGGACUGUUGGACAUCUUCAAGUCAAAAAUUGGCUGCCCAUUAACCCCAUUACCUCCAAUUAAUAUAAGCAUUAGACUUACAUAUGUACUUCAGGACUGGCAGCAGUAUUUCUGGCCUCAACAACCACCAGAUAUUGAUGCUUUAGUUGGAGGAGAAGUUGGAGGCCUAGAAUUUGGAAAGUUACCAUUCGGUGCCUGUGAGGAUCCUAUCAGUGAACUUCAUUUAGCAACUACAUGGCCUCAUCUAACAGAGGGCAUAAUUGUGGACAAUGAUGUUUAUUCGGACUUGGAUCCUGUUCAAGCACCUCAGUGGUCUGUGAGAGUAAGAAAAGCUGAUAAUCCACAGUGCCUAUUGAGUGAUUUUGUUACUGAAUUUUUCAAACUCUGUCGCCGGAAAGAGUCAACGGAUGAGAUUCUUGGAAAAUCAGCAUUUGAAGAAGAGGGGAAAGAUGCUGAUAUAAGCCAUGCUUUGUCAAAACUCACAGAACCGACACCAGUUCAUAUCCAUAAGUUGUCAGUGACAAAUAUGGUUCACACAGCAAAGAAAAAGAUUCGUAAACACCGAGGUAUAGAUGAGUCUCCAUUAAAUAAUGAAGUGCUCAAUGCUAUUCUCUUGUAUUUAUUCCCUGAUGCUGCUGAUAAAUCAGCAGAUGGAUCUGAAGCCAGAACUAGUGCAUCAACAGGAAGUGUUCCACCCUCAGACAGUGAAGACUAUAAUCUCUACAUUCAGUUCAAAUCUGCUCCUUCAGACAGUUUAACAUACAAGUUGGCCCUCUGUCUUUGUAUGAUCAAUUUUUACCAUGGUGGUGUCAAAGGAGUUGCACAUCUCUGGCAGGAAUUUGUCUUGGAAAUGCGCUUCAGAUGGGAGAACAACUUCUUUAUUCCAGGGUUAGCCAGUGGUGCUCCGGAUCUGAGAUGUUGUUUACUGCACCAGAAACUUCAGAUGUUGAAUUGCUGCAUUGAAAGGAAAAAAGCAAGAGAUGAGGGGAAAAAGGGAAGUAGUUCUGAUCGCUCUUCUGGUGACACUGGGAAAACUGACCUGGUGGGUAGAGAAUAUCCUAAAGAGAGUGAUAGAGAAAAAGGAGAGGUAGGAAAAUCUUGGGAAUCCUGGAGUGACAGUGAAGAAGAGUUUUUUGAAUGCCUGAGUGACACUGAAGAGCUUAAAGGAAAUGGACAAGAAGGUGGGAAGAAGGGAAUUACAAAAGAAAGUAGCAAAGAGACUCUAGCAUUAAAGCCAGAAGGUCGUCUUCAUCAGCAUGGCAACUUGACUUUGCUUCAUCCCGGAGAUCCUCUCUAUGUUCCUAUAACACAGGAGCCAGCUCCUAUGACUGAAGAUCUACUGGAGGAACAGUCUGAAGUAUUGGCGAAGCUGGGAACAUCAGCAGAAGGAGCCCAUCUUCGAGCUCGCAUGCAGAGUGCUUGUUUGCUUUCAGAUAUGGAAUCUUUCAAGGCUGCCAACCCCGGUUGUUGUCUGGAGGAUUUUGUGCGAUGGUAUUCACCCAGAGAUUACAUUGAAGAGGAAGUAAUCGAUGAAAAAGGGGAGGUAGUCAUCAAGGGAGAACUGAGUGCUCGAAUGAAGAUUCCAAGCAACAUGUGGGUUGAAGCAUGGGAGACAGCAAAGCCAGUUCCAGCGAGGAGGCAGCGACGACUCUUUGAUGACACACGUGAGGCUGAGAAGGUCUUGCACUAUUUAGCAGUUCAGAAACCAGCAGAUCUUGCAAGGCACCUUUUGCCUUGUGUCAUCCAUGCAGCUGUACUCAAGGUAAAGGAAGAAGAAUCGGUGGAAGACAUUUCUUCAGUAAAGAAGAUAAUCAAACAAAUAAUCACCAACUCCAGUAAAGUUCUACGUUUUCUAAAUCCAGAAGACAAAAAACUAGAAGAAAUCAUUGGUCAGAUUAUGAGUGUUGAAGCAACGAUUGCCCGAACAAGGUCACUGAGAGCAAAAUUUGGGGUAGAUAAAUGUGAUCAAGAAGAAGAGCGCAAUGAUCUUGAAAGAUUUGUGAAUUCUUUUCUGGAACAGCCAGAGGUGUCUGUCAUUGGUGCUGGAAGAGGACCUGCUGGUGUUAUAAUUCGCAAGCUUUUUGUGAAUGCACAGAGGCUGACUGAAUCUUCUGAGGAGGUUGUGGCAAUGAUGCCCCUUGACGAUGAACUAAAAAGAUCUGGCUCCAUGGAUGAGAAACGAUUGAAUUCUGGGGUGGUCACAGAUUUCCCACCUCCUGCUGGACGAGAAGUUAUUUUACGUACGACCAUCCCACGGCCUGCCCCUUACUCUAAAGCUCUCCCUCAGCGGAUGUACAGUGUCCUUACAAAAGAGGAUUUCCGACUUGCUGGUGCCUUCUCAUCUGAUACAACAUUCUUCUGAUACCACCAUUUAGUCUAAUGCUCUUGCAUUUUGUGGAGUGGAAUAGUAUUUUACCAUGGAAGUUUAUGUACCCUGUAGGAUAUUGCUCUGUCCAGUUCCCUAAGAUUGAAAACAAUCAUUUAUAAAUUAAUGCUCAAUUCUCACAAGAUCAACAUCUAUGCCAAACAGAUUUCUCAUAUCAGAAUUUUAGCACAAUCUUUCCUACCCAGAUUGCAUACCUGAGGAAGUUGUCUAGCUAUUGCAUUUAGAGGGCUUUUGUGGGAUGUUGGCAAACAGGAUCACUUGUCGUCAGGUACCAAGCCAUUCCUGUUUCUCCUGCCAGUCUGCCCACAGUGAUAAUGGACAUAUUGGAGAACUGUAUAUUAUUUACGAAGUGCAAAAGCUAGAUAUGGUGAUACUUGUAGAAUUCCAUAGCCUUGUCUAGAUGUUUGCUUUGUUCAGUUUUAUGGCCAGCUAAAUGAACAUUGUGUAAUACUACCCUAAAUGGGUUUCAAACUAUUUAAAAUCCCUUAAAUAUUAGGCUACAUAAAAUGCAGCUCGUUUGUGGAAUUGGUUUGCUUUGUUACUUUACUAAAAAUUGGGCCAAAAUGUACUUGUUCUGCAUCAUAUAGUAUCUAGAAAACAAAAAAGAAUAUGUGGUUCACUGUAACAUUGCCACAACAUACAACCAAUAUUCAUAACAUGGGAUGAACUGUAUUAAAACCUUAUGGACCACUGGCUUUGAACUCUAAAUACUUUAAUUUUGUUUAUAUGUGUACUGAAAGAAAAGUAAAGGAGUAUUUUAAUUGA
This is a messenger RNA of Pogona vitticeps (central bearded dragon), 3948 nucleotides long. The record is from RefSeq and is a predicted model, not a curated record. NCBI's taxonomy places the organism in Eukaryota, Metazoa, Chordata, Lepidosauria, Squamata, Agamidae.